Molecule: messenger RNA, 1722 nt
Organism: Bombina bombina (fire-bellied toad)
Lineage: Eukaryota; Metazoa; Chordata; Amphibia; Anura; Bombinatoridae
Gene: TRAF3IP3
Product: TRAF3 interacting protein 3
Source: RefSeq, a predicted model, not a curated record
GCUUUCUUAAUUUCCUGUUUUCAAAAAAACACGAAACACUGCAAAGUGACAACAGGCCGGCAAAGAUAUACUGCAUGUGAUCCCUCUGAACACUUUUACAGCAACAGUGAAAACAGGACAGGUGUUUUUUAGCAAGCCGCGCAUUGUACAGACGUUGAACAGGAACUGGAGGCUGCUUCAUCUUCUCAUGAAUGGCAUAAUUGAUUGACUGGUCUGUUAUAGUGAUAAACAUGCUCACUAAGUCCCCUGUAAAGUCCCCCAUAAGGUCUCCUGUUGGCCAGAAGCAACUUGAUGAAAGCUUUGAGGAGAAGCAAGAGAGAAGGUUGGAAUUCCAUGAAACACUGAGGAACCGCUACAACAUCACCUCUUGUCGGCAGGACAACCCUAGUUGGGGUAGGGAGCAGGAGGGGCAGGAACAGUCGCCACGUCAAGAGGAGUUCUUAAGGAGGAGGCACCUGUGGGCUGAUGCUUGUGGAGUUAAACGAGUAAGGUCUCCACCUAGGUGCCAAAAAUAUGUAAGGAUUUCACCUGGAAAAGAAGUAAUAGGAUUCUCUUUCUUGUUUAAAGAACCGGAGCCCUCACCUAACAAAGAUCUAAAGAGCUCCUGGCUACAUAAUCCAGACCAAGUGAAUAAUAAUCACAAUCUGGCACUUUUACAAACGAGAAACAACAAGAAAGACAUUUCUAGGAUAGAAAAAGGAGUCCAGACCAUCCACGAGUCACCAAGAAUCUGCAUAAAAAGGGACUCAAGUCAACAGACAGAUUGUUCCAUAGCUGUAUUAAAUGGGGAGUUGUUGCAACUUUCUGGAUACCUUGUGGAAGCACUUCAGAGGGAGAAGAAACUGAAAAAGAAGCUGUGUGCCUUGCAGGAGCUUGUUAAUGCACUAAUGCAAAUGUCAGAGAAAACCUGGCGGGCUCACAUCAAUGAAGAUAAGUUAAAAUGUAAAGUAGCUGCCUUGGAAAACCAGCUUUUCAUAUAUUCUCAGAGCUUCCCAAAGGCCAGUGUAAAACAAAUCUUGCUGGAAAUGGAGGAAAAGAAGCAUAACUAUGAGCUGAAAGUCAAAGAUUCUCUCCAGAAAUUAACAGAGGAAAAGCUAGCAGCAGAGAAACUUCUUCAUAAUGCAGAGAGGUCACUGGUGAUGUCCACAGAUGAGUGUGAUUUGUGGAAAGAAGAGUAUGAGCAGCUAAAAGAGGAUUGGAAAGAGCUGGCCAUUAAAAACUUCGAGCUCAAGAAUGAAUUGCAUGUACUGCAGAGCAAACUUCAGUGGGUGGAAACUCAAGACUCUCAACUUCAGCAGCUGCAGAAUCGUCUGCAAAGGCUUGAAAGAGAGAGAAUUGAACUACAGGCUAAGAAUGAUCUAUUGCAGGAGGACAGUGAACGUAAAGGGGAACAGCUCAGUUCUUUUGAAGUUAGACUGAGGAACGCAGAGACACAGAAGCUGGAGUUGCAGAUAAAACUGAGUGAUUUGCAAAAGACGCAGAUCAUUCUGGACUUGUGUGUUCCUAAUAUUUGCUGUCUUUACUAUUAUUUUACUUAUUGUUGAGAAUUUUGGACAUUGAAAGAAAGAACUACCUCAAACUUAAAGACUGACUGUUCUGUUAAACCUUUUCUCUUUUUUAUGCAGAUACAUACAAGUUACUUAUCAAAAUGUAAUAUAAAUUUUAUAUAAGUAUAGUUUUGUUGGAUUAAGAUUCUUUUGGAAUAAAAAAGAGUAAAGAAUA